Ornithorhynchus anatinus (platypus) is the source of this 7060-nucleotide messenger RNA. RefSeq names its product carbamoyl-phosphate synthetase 2, aspartate transcarbamylase, and dihydroorotase (gene CAD). The record is from RefSeq and is a predicted model, not a curated record. Gene Ontology annotation, molecular function: ATP binding; hydrolase activity, acting on carbon-nitrogen (but not peptide) bonds, in cyclic amides; metal ion binding. Gene Ontology annotation, biological process: L-glutamine metabolic process; L-arginine biosynthetic process; 'de novo' pyrimidine nucleobase biosynthetic process. Lineage: Eukaryota; Metazoa; Chordata; Mammalia; Monotremata; Ornithorhynchidae. The transcript is spliced from 45 exons. Gene Ontology annotation, cellular component: carbamoyl-phosphate synthase complex; cytoplasm. The coding region runs from base 58 to 6783 and encodes 2241 amino acids.
GUUUCGACUCUGCCCUGCGAUCCCUCUUACUGCUGGCGCUGUAGGAGGCCGGCUGCUAUGGCGGCGCUGGUGUUGGAGGACGGCACGGUGGUGCGGGGCCAGCCCUUCGGGGCGUCCGUGGCAGCCGCCGGGGAAGUGGUCUUCCAGACGGGCAUGGUCGGCUACCCCGAGGCGCUCACCGACCCCUCCUACCAGGCCCAGAUCCUCGUCCUCACCUACCCGCUGAUCGGCAACUACGGGGUCCCCUCCGACCACCCGGACGAGUUCGGCCUCAGCCAGUGGUUCGAAUCGUCGGGGAUCCAUGUGGCGGGGCUGGUGGUGGGGGAAUGCUGCCCUACACCCAGCCACUGGAGUACCAACCGCACCCUGCACCGGUGGCUGAAGGAACAUGGUGUCCCUGGCUUGGAAGGUGUGGACACGCGGGAACUGACCAAGAAGCUGCGGGAGCAGGGCUCCCUCCUGGGAAAGCUGGUGCAGGAUGGGACGGAUCCUACCGCCCUUCCCUUCCUGGACCCCAACGCCCUGCCCCUGGUGCCUGAGGUCUCCAUUAAGGCUCCGCGGGUGUACAACGCCGGGGGGACGCCGAGGAUCCUCGCCCUGGACUGCGGCCUCAAGUUCAAUCAGAUCCGCUGCUUAUGCCAGCGGGGUGCCGAGGUCACCGUGGUGCCCUGGGACCACCCUUUGGACAGCCAGGACUACGGAGGUCUGUUCCUGAGUAACGGCCCCGGGGACCCGGCCUCCUGCCCCGGCGUGGUGGCUGCACUGAGCCGCGUCCUGGCCCGGCCCAAACCCCGGCCUAUCUUCGGCAUCUGCCUGGGACACCAGCUGCUGGCAUUGGCCAUCGGGGCCAAGACUUACAAGAUGAGGUACGGUAAUCGGGGUCACAAUCAGCCGUGCCUGCUGGAGGGCUCCGGCCGCUGCUUCCUGACAUCCCAGAAUCACGGCUUUGCGGUAGCCCCGGACUCGCUGCCCGCCGGGUGGGCCCCCCUCUUUACCAACGCCAACGACCGCUCCAAUGAAGGCAUCGUGCACGAGAGGCUGCCGUUCUUCAGUGUCCAGUUCCACCCGGAGCAUCGAGCCGGCCCCUCGGACAUGGAGUUGCUGUUUGACAUCUUCCUGGAAACCGUCAAGGAGAACAACACCGGGGCGCCCGGGAAUAAGACGGUGCGGGAGCGGCUGACGGCGCGGCUCUGCCCUCCGGAUGCCCUGUCCCCCGGGGAAGCCGCUCCUCCCCCCCGCAAGGUGCUCAUCCUCGGUUCCGGAGGCCUCUCCAUCGGCCAGGCUGGAGAAUUCGACUAUUCCGGCUCCCAGGCGAUCAAGGCUCUGAAAGAGGAGAACAUCCAGACCCUAUUGAUCAAUCCCAACAUCGCCACGGUGCAGACCUCACAGGGCCUGGCUGACAAAGUGUACUUCCUGCCCAUCACCCCCCAUUAUGUGACGCAGGUGAUCCGGAACGAACGUCCAGAUGGCAUAUUGCUGACGUUUGGGGGCCAGACGGCCCUGAACUGCGGGGUGGAACUGACCAAAGAGGGCGUGCUGGCCCGCUACGGAGUGCGGGUCUUAGGCACCCCGGUGGAGACCAUCGAGCUGACGGAAGACCGGCGGGCCUUUGCCGCCAGAAUGGCCGAGAUCGGGGAGCACGUGGCCCCCAGCGAGGCAGCCAACUCUCUGGAGCAGGCCCAGGCGGCGGCAGAGCGACUGGGGUACCCGGUGCUGGUGCGGGCCGCUUUCGCGCUCGGCGGGCUGGGCUCCGGCUUCGCCUCCACGCGGGAGGAGCUGUCGGCCCUGGUGGCCCCGGCCUUCGCCCAUACCAGCCAGGUGCUGGUGGACAAGUCCCUGAAGGGGUGGAAGGAGAUCGAGUACGAGGUCGUGAGGGACGCCUACGGCAACUGCGUAACUGUGUGUAACAUGGAGAACCUAGACCCCCUGGGAAUCCACACGGGCGAGUCGAUCGUGGUCGCGCCGAGCCAGACUCUGAACGACCGGGAGUACCAGCUGCUGCGGCAGACGGCCAUUAAAGUGACUCAGCACCUGGGCAUCAUAGGGGAGUGCAACGUUCAGUACGCCCUGAAUCCCGAGUCGGAGCAGUAUUACAUCAUCGAAGUGAAUGCCAGGCUCUCUCGCAGUUCAGCCCUUGCCAGCAAGGCCACUGGCUACCCCUUGGCUUACGUGGCAGCAAAGCUGGCUCUGGGCAUCCCUCUGCCCGAACUCAGGAACUCCGUGACAGGGGGGACGGCAGCGUUUGAGCCCAGCCUGGAUUACUGUGUGGUGAAGGUGCCGCGCUGGGACCUCAGCAAAUUCUUGAGAGUCAGCACUAAGAUCGGCAGCUGCAUGAAGAGCGUCGGUGAGGUUAUGGCGAUCGGACGUGGCUUUGAGGAGGCGUUCCAGAAGGCGCUGCGCAUGGUGGACGAGAACUGCGUCGGCUUCGACCACACGGUGAAGCCCGUGAGCGACAUGGAGUUGGAGACGCCAACCGACAAACGGAUUUUCGUGGUGGCGGCGGCGCUGUGGGCCGGCUACUCCGUGGAGCGGCUCUACGGCCUGACGCGCAUAGACCGCUGGUUCCUGCAUCGCAUGCAGCGCAUAGUGGAGCACACCCGGCAGCUGCAGCAGCACCGCGGCCAGCCCCUGCCGCCCGCUCUGCUGCAUCGGGCCAAGCGGCUCGGCUUCUCUGACAAACAGAUCGCCCUGGCUGUGCUCAGCACCGAGCUGGCCGUGCGGAAGCUGCGCCAGGACUUGGGGAUCCGUCCCGCGGUGAAGCAGAUCGACACGGUGGCCGCGGAGUGGCCGGCCCAGACCAACUACCUCUACCUGACCUACGGAGGGUCCGACCACGACCUGGCCUUCCGGACCCCCCACGUCCUGGUCCUCGGUUCCGGCGUCUACCGCAUCGGCUCCAGCGUGGAGUUUGACUGGUGCGCGGUGGGCUGCAUCCGGCAGCUCCGCAAGAUGGGCUAUAAAACCAUCAUGGUGAACUACAACCCCGAGACCGUCAGCACCGACUACGACAUGUGUGACCGGCUGUACUUCGACGAGAUCUCUUUCGAGGUGGUGAUGGACAUCUACGAGCUGGAGAACCCCGAGGGGGUGAUCCUGUCGAUGGGCGGGCAGCUGCCCAACAACAUGGCCAUGGCCCUGCACCGGCAGCAGUGCCGGGUCCUGGGCACCUCCCCCGAAGCCAUCGAUUCCGCCGAGAACCGUUUCAAGUUCUCUCGGCUCCUGGACACCAUCGGCAUCAGCCAGCCCCAGUGGCGGGAGCUCAGCGACAUGGAGUCGGCCCGCCAGUUCUGCCAGACCGUAGGGUACCCGUGCGUGGUGCGCCCUUCGUACGUGCUGAGUGGCGCUGCCAUGAACGUGGCCUACACGGACGGGGACCUGGAGCGCUUCCUGAGCAGCGCCGCCGCCGUCUCCAAGGAGCAGCCCGUGGUCAUCUCCAAGUUCAUCCAGGAGGCCAAGGAGAUCGAUGUGGAUGCGGUGGCCUGUGAUGGUGUGGUGGUGGCCGUGGCCAUCUCGGAGCACGUGGAGAACGCGGGGGUCCACUCGGGGGACGCCACCCUGGUGACCCCACCCCAGGACAUCACUCCCAAGACCCUGGAGCGGAUCAAAGCCAUCGUCCACUCUGUGGGGCAGGAGCUUCAGGUCACGGGGCCCUUCAACCUGCAGCUCAUCGCCAAGGACGACCAGCUGAAGGUCAUCGAAUGCAACGUCCGAGUUUCCCGCUCUUUCCCCUUCGUCUCUAAGACGCUUGGGGUGGACCUGGUGGCCCUGGCCACGCGGAUCAUCAUGGGCGAGGAGGUGGAGCCUGUGGGGCUCAUGGCUGGCACUGGAGUCGUGGGGGUCAAGGUGCCCCAGUUCUCGUUCUCCCGCCUGGCCGGGGCGGACGUGGUGCUGGGGGUGGAGAUGACCAGCACGGGGGAGGUGGCCGGCUUCGGAGAGAACCGCUGCGAGGCCUACCUAAAGGCCAUGCUCAGCACCGGCUUCAAGAUCCCCAAGAAGAACAUCUUGCUGACCAUCGGCAGCUACAAGAACAAGAGCGAGCUGCUCCCCACGGUGCGGCUGCUGGAGAGCCUGGGCUACAGCCUGUACGCCAGCCUGGGCACGGCCGACUUCUACACCGAGCACGGCGUCAAGGUGACGGCGGUGGACUGGCACUUCGAGGAGGGGGUGGACGGGGAGUGCCCCCCUCAGCGCAGCAUCCUGGAGCAGCUGGCCGAGAACCACUUCGAGCUGGUGAUCAACCUGUCCAUGCGCGGGGCCUGCGGUCGGCGCCUCUCCUCCUUCGUCACCAAGGGCUACCGCACCCGCCGGCUGGCGGCCGACUUCUCCGUGCCCCUCAUCAUCGACAUCAAGUGCACCAAGCUCUUCGUCGAGGCACUGGGACAGAUCGGCCCAGCACCCCCUCUCAAGGUGCACGUGGACUGCAUGACCUCACAGAAGCUGGUCCGGCUGCCCGGCCUGAUCGACGUGCACGUGCACCUGCGGGAGCCGGGGGGCACCCACAAGGAGGACUUCGCAUCAGGCACCGCGGCGGCGCUCGCCGGGGGGGUCACCAUGGUCUGCGCCAUGCCCAAUACCCGGCCUCCCGUCACUGACGCCCCCUCCCUGGCCCUCGCACAGAAACUGGCAGAGGCCGGGGCCCGCUGCGACUUCGCCCUGUUCCUUGGGGCCUCGGUGGAGAACGUGGGGGCACUGGGGGCGCUGGCCCCUGCCGCCGCCGGGCUGAAGCUGUAUCUGAACGAGACCUUCUCCGAGCUGCGCCUGGACAGCCUGGCGCAGUGGAUGGAGCACUUUGAGAUGUGGCCCUCCCACCUGCCUAUCGUGGCCCACGCCGAGCGGCAGAGCGUGGCGGCCGUUCUCAUGGUGGCCCAGCUGGCCCAGCGCCCCGUCCACAUCUGCCACGUGGCUCGGAAAGAAGAGAUCCUGCUGAUCAAAGCUGCGAAGGCCCGAGGGCUGCCGGUGACCUGCGAGGUGACGCCCCACCACCUGUUCCUCAGCCGAGAGGACCUGGGGCGGCUCGGGGCCGGCCGGGCGGAGGUGCGGCCCGAGCUGGGCACCCCGCAGGACGUGGAGGCGCUCUGGGACAACAUGGACGUCGUCGACUGCUUCGCCACCGAUCACGCCCCCCACACCCUGGAAGAGAAAACCGGGCCCACCCCACCCCCGGGCUUCCCCGGGCUGGAGACCAUGUUGCCCCUGCUGCUGACGGCCGUGAGCGAGGGCCGGCUCAGCCUGGAAGACCUGCUGCAGCGACUGCACCACAAUCCUCGGCGCAUCUUCCACCUGCCCGCCCAGGAGGACACGUACAUAGAGGUGGACCUGGAGCACGAGUGGACCAUCCCCAGCCACCUGCCCUUCUCCAAGGCGCGCUGGACCCCCUUCGAGGGGCAGCGGGUGAAGGGCACCGUCCGCCGGGUGGUGCUGCGCGGCGAGGUUGCCUACAUCGACGGCCAGGUCCUGGUGCCCCCGGGCUACGGACAGGACGUGCGGAAGUGGCCUCAAGGCGCCGUGCCCCAGCUGCUGUCCGCCGCCCCGCCGGCCCCCACCAGCGAGAUCGCCAAGACACCCGAGCGCCCCCGCCGGGGCGGCCCAGGGCUCCCCGACGGGCGGUUCCACCUGCCGCCCCGAAUCCACCGGGCCUCGGACCCCGGCCUGCCAGCGGCGUUCCUCCGCCCGGGAGCCAGGACCCCACAGGGCAUCCGAGCGUGGGCUGACGACUCCAAGGAGAAGCCCCUCCGAAAGGCGGCUGAGCCAGAGCUCGCGGGAACCCCAGACGGCUACCUUCCACCGGUGCCCAGGCAGGCUUCGCCCCAGAACUUGGGGGGCCCCAGCCUGGCGCACCCCCAGACCUUGCCCCUGCUGCACUCCCUCGUGGGCCAGCACAUCCUCUCGGUCCGGCAGUUUACCAAGGAUCAGAUGUCCCACCUCUUCAACGUGGCCCACACCCUGCGCAUGAUGGUCCAGAAGGAGCGCAGCCUGGACAUCCUCAAGGGCAAGGUGAUGGCCUCCAUGUUCUACGAGGUGAGCACGCGGACCAGCAGCAGUUUCGCGGCGGCCAUGGCCCGGCUCGGGGGGUCCGUGCUGAGCUUCUCCGAGGCCACGUCGUCCGUCCAGAAGGGCGAGUCCCUGGCCGACUCCGUCCAGACCAUGAGCUGUUACGCCGACGUCGUGGUGCUCCGGCACCCCCAGCCCGGGGCGGUGGAGCUGGCGGCCAAGCACUGUCGGAGGCCGGUCAUCAAUGCCGGAGACGGUGUCGGCGAGCACCCCACCCAGGCCUUGCUCGACGUGUUCACUAUCCGCGAAGAGCUGGGCACCGUCAACGGCAUGACGAUCACCAUGGUGGGGGACCUGAAGCACGGGCGCACGGUGCACUCUCUCGCCUGCCUCCUCACGCAGUACCGCGUCAGCCUGCGCUACGUGGCGCCCCCCAGCCUGCGCAUGCCCCCCGACAUCCUCAGCUUUGUCGCCGCCAGGGGCACCAAGCAGGAGGAGUUCGAGAGCAUCGAAGAGGCCCUGCCCGACACAGACGUACUCUACGUGACCCGGAUCCAGAAGGAGCGAUUUGGUUCUGCUCAGGAGUACGAGUCUUGUUUCGGCCAGUUCAUCCUCACCCCUCACAUCAUGACCCGAGCCAAGAAGAAGAUGGUGGUGAUGCACCCCAUGCCUCGGGUCAAUGAGAUUAGCUUGGAGGUGGACUCAGACCCCCGGGCCGCCUACUUCCGCCAGGCGGAGAAUGGCAUGUACAUGCGUAUGGCUCUCCUUGCUACCGUGCUGGGCCGCUACUAGCCCCCUCGGCCGUUGACUCUGCCAGCCUGGCUGCUGGGCAGGAUACCUGGUGCCCCCCACGGGGGCUGCCCCAUUCAACCUGGCACCUCACCCCCUAAUGCCCAAGAUUUUGGUCUGUGCCAGGCUGUGGGGCCGGAGAGACGGGGACCGGGGCCUCUAUCCACUCCGCCGGACCCCUGUCCACCCUUGGCCCCGGGCCCCAUCCACUGCCACGUCCGUCCAGAUCUCGGGUGACUCGGGAAUUGCUUGUCCGGUUAUAAUAAACAGCCGAGCCGCC